GAAAAGUCACUAGGUACCUACCAACAUAGGUACCUAAUUAAAUAAACCUGAAAAAUACAAAAUUAACGAAAUCAAUUAAUUUCCAUAACUUUUGUCAUCGCCACUUACGUGAUUAUUUGGAUGAUGUUACCUGAAGAAUCUUUGGCGGGAAUGAGAGGAGAGAGUUGUGUGAAUUGUGUUAUUUUGUUAAUUAAGUGUUUCUUUAGGUUUAAAUCUGUAAUAACGGUGGCUUGUUAGCUGUUUCAUUUAAUUUCAUUCCAUUUGAUUAGAGUUGCAAAUUAGAACACUUCAUCUCAUUUCGCUUCAUAUCAUUUUUCACAUAACAGAUUACGUACCUAAAUUAAACGUACACAAUUGAAGAUUCCUAUAAACUCGACAUUGGCAACAAUAAUUUAACGCAGCCAACAAGCUAAUAUCAUUUAAUAAUUGUAGUGCAUUUUUUUUGCUUAGGUGGACGGACGAGCUCACUGCUCGUCUGGUGUUGAGUGGUUACUGGAGCUCAUAGACAUCAACAACACAAAUGUCGCCAUACAUACCGACAAACGAGGAUGUUUAGUAAAAAUAAUUAACAAAGCUGACUUGCUUAAUUUUAAUUUUGUAAUCCAAAACAAACUCAACUUUUCAUAAAAUCGAUAAUUAAUAAUAUAAUAUAAUUAUUUUAAACAUUAAUUUUAAAUUAAGCUUUUAUAUAACUAUCAAAAUAUAAAUAUAAUAAUUUAUUAAAUCGAUGUAUCGGAUUAUAGCAAGGUUGAUGCUAAAGUUGAUGCAAAAAUAGGAAAUUAGUGUUUUAAGCCUGUUGACUUGUGUCACCGAUGCUGACAAACAACAAGCAAUCAUAAUCAAUACGUUUUCGUUGUUGGAUGAUAACAAAAUCAUGUUUGCAGAAUUUUAAAAAUUGUUGGCUUAUUUAUCUGAAUAUCAAAUGGAUUGACAAAUGAUUUCAUGAAAUGUAGUUGAUUGUACUCCUAAUCAUUUAAAAUUUUAUGUUUAAUGAAUCAAAAUGGGUUGUGUAUGUUGCUCGUUAAGUUCUUUUGUAUCCAUAAUUCUUGAUGCCCUGGAAAGAGUAUCAUUGUGGACAGUAUGCGCAAUGCUAACAUGUUGUUUGAUGCUGACCAUUCUAACCGUCACCAUCAUGGGCAUCGGGAUAGGCUACCACUACUGUUUCGUUCAAUCAUCAGUGGAUGCAAUGGCUCAGGCAGCGAAAGCGGCAGGAUCUUUGCGGUCUGGCUCGGGACAGGGUCCCGUGCUGCGAUCAAUCGACAAAGCGGUCAAACGUGGAUUCGCACAUCGCGUGGAACGCCGUGAUGUUGACAAUCCACCCCCGACGAAUAACAUAACGGAUUUUUAUCAAAAUUACACUAGUGUGUUCAAUUCUACAAAUUCAACAAAAUUCUAUUGAAUUUUAAGUCAUACGAUUGUUUGUAAGAAUAAAACUAUUUAUUUAAUAUAA
Bombyx mori (domestic silkworm) is the source of this 1450-nucleotide messenger RNA. RefSeq lists its product as uncharacterized. The record is from RefSeq and is a predicted model, not a curated record. Lineage: Eukaryota; Metazoa; Arthropoda; Insecta; Lepidoptera; Bombycidae. The transcript has 3 exons. Bases 1001 to 1399 code for a protein of 132 amino acids.